CUUCUCCUUCCAGCCUCAAUCCAAAAUAUCAUGGAAAUAAUAUCUGGCCUUGAAAAUAGCGUUUCACUUGUAUUAAUCUUAUCAUCGAUUAUUGUCGCCCUAUUUCUGGUUUUUAUCGCCCGUCGAUUUACGUCUCCUUCCGCACCGCUACGAAUCCAUCCCGAAAGUGAGCGAAAUGUUAAUGAAGUUCGUCAUUCUCGAGCCCUAAGAAAUAAUUGCGCCUCCAACGGCGAUUCUGCCUCUCCAUCUUCAAAUGUCACAGAGGAGGAUGCGUGUCCUAUUUGUCUAGAAAAUCUUAACUUUGCGGUUGAGACCAAUUGCCGGCAUAAGUUCUGUGGGGACUGUUUUUAUGCUUACUGGCAGACAUUUUCUCCACUGACCCAGCCAAACUGCCCCGUUUGUCGAAGUCAGCUGCGAUUCCUGCUUAAACGUUUUUCACCCACUGAUUUGGACGCUGGAAAUUCGUCAGAUCGAUUUGAAGUGGAGUCACGAAUAGCCGCUUUCAAUCGUCGUUUCUCAGGAAAUCCGGUUUCUAUCAUUGAUCAGAUACGCGACCUCCCAGUUUUGCUGCGCUACUGCUGGCGUAUAAUGUUUGACGGGGAGGGAGGAAUCUCGUGCCUGCUAAGGCUGCGUCUUAUUGUUCUCUCCCUCUUUGUCUUCUUCUACGUUGUAUCGCCAUUGGAUAUCUUUCCUGAGUCGAUGGUGGGUGUAUUCGGUCUCCUAGAUGACUGUCUCGUCUGUCUUGUCUUCUUCAUCUACGUGGCUGCCUUGUUCAGAGGACACUUGAUCGCUGAUGUUUGA
This is a messenger RNA of Hydatigera taeniaeformis, 801 nucleotides long. Lineage: Eukaryota; Metazoa; Platyhelminthes; Cestoda; Cyclophyllidea; Taeniidae. The record is from the annotation of a GenBank genome assembly.